Molecule: messenger RNA, 3805 nt
Organism: Monodelphis domestica (gray short-tailed opossum)
Lineage: Eukaryota; Metazoa; Chordata; Mammalia; Didelphimorphia; Didelphidae
Gene: PRPS2
Product: phosphoribosyl pyrophosphate synthetase 2
Biological process (GO): purine nucleotide biosynthetic process; ribonucleoside monophosphate biosynthetic process; 5-phosphoribose 1-diphosphate biosynthetic process
Cellular component (GO): cytoplasm; ribose phosphate diphosphokinase complex
Molecular function (GO): ATP binding; magnesium ion binding; ribose phosphate diphosphokinase activity
Source: RefSeq, a predicted model, not a curated record
CUACGCUCCUCUACCCUCCGCACAGCAUUUAACUCUAGGCAGCUGCGAGACCAUUUCCUCCCCUCAGUGGCAAAGGCGGAGCCAGGUUCUAGCCCCGCCCCUGUGGCCUCUGUCUCCCGCCUCCUCCGCUCCUGCUCCCGCCACCAGAAACAGCAGCUUCAGCAGCCGCCGCCGCCGUCUCCCGCCUAACGCCAGCCAUGCCCAACAUCGUGCUGUUCAGCGGCAGCUCGCACCAGGACCUGUCCCAGAAAGUGGCGGACAGAUUGGGACUGGAACUGGGCAAGGUAGUCACUAAGAAAUUCAGCAAUCAGGAGACCAGUGUAGAAAUCGGUGAAAGUGUGAGAGGGGAAGAUGUCUACAUUAUCCAAAGUGGCUGUGGGGAAAUUAAUGAUAACUUGAUGGAACUUCUCAUUAUGAUCAAUGCUUGCAAAAUUGCAUCAUCAUCCAGGGUGACUGCAGUGAUCCCAUGUUUUCCAUAUGCCCGACAAGAUAAAAAAGACAAGAGUCGUGCUCCAAUUUCUGCAAAACUUGUGGCUAAUAUGCUUUCCGUGGCUGGGGCUGAUCAUAUCAUUACAAUGGAUCUCCAUGCUUCUCAGAUACAGGGAUUUUUUGAUAUUCCAGUGGAUAAUUUGUAUGCAGAACCUGCAGUCUUACAGUGGAUUCGAGAAAAUAUUGCAGAAUGGAGGAAUUGUAUCAUUGUGUCUCCAGAUGCUGGUGGAGCUAAAAGAGUGACAUCAAUUGCUGACAGACUGAAUGUGGAGUUUGCUUUGAUUCAUAAAGAAAGAAAGAAGGCAAAUGAAGUAGACAGGAUGGUUUUGGUUGGUGACGUGAAGGAUCGUGUAGCCAUCCUUGUGGAUGACAUGGCUGAUACAUGUGGCACAAUAUGCCAUGCUGCAGACAAGUUACUGUCUGCUGGAGCCACCAAAGUUUAUGCAAUUCUGACUCAUGGAAUCUUCUCUGGGCCAGCUAUUUCUAGGAUUAAUAAUGCGGCAUUUGAGGCUGUGGUGGUCACAAAUACAAUUCCACAAGAAGACAAAAUGAAGCACUGCUCUAAAAUCCAGGUUAUUGACAUUUCAAUGAUACUGGCUGAAGCAAUACGGAGAACACACAAUGGUGAAUCUGUAUCUUAUCUGUUCAGUCAUGUUCCACUAUAACUCCAGAUCAUUGCUUUCCUGUAGGCUGUGUACAGCUACAGUAUGUUUUUCUUUAAUGGGACUCAACAGUAUAAUAAUUAAUGUUAUUAUAGCUUCAAUUGUGUGUGCUUUGAGCUCUUUUUUCCUCUCCUGAACCUGUUUGUUGUUGCCUUUCCAACAUUCUGCUUAAUUCCCCCUCCCCACGUUUUCCCCCAUUUUUUAAAAAAUAAAUUGGCUUCUAUGGGAAAUGUCUGCAUUUUGAUUUGGGCUGGCAGAUAACUUUCCUGUACUCUCUAACAUUACUUUGGAGCUACAAUCGUAAGAGUAUCAUUACAUUUCAGAAGUUUUUUUAUAUAUAUAUAUAUAUCUGGGCUUGUCAAAGGUAGCCCUGUAUUAACACAUUUCCUGUAAUACUUUUAUUUAAUAAAAAUGUCCAUGGGCAUUUGGGUAAAACCCCUGUUAUAUAGAAUCAGACCUUUUAUUUAGAAUAAAUAUGAUUUUAGAGAAUUGUAGGAUACCUUGAAUGUUGAUUUUUUUUUUUAAGCUGGGAGUUCAAAAUGUCUUGGACUUGACCUAGUUUAACAAAGUUUUGAUUAGCUUAAUGAUGGUCAUUGACCAAUUUGCUUAUGAAAAUUUGUAGACAAAUCAGUUAAGGACAGUGUGUAGUAUAAAUGAAUGUAGUUUUAUGUAUCACAUCUAAGUUGGUUGUCAUAUUGCUGUAAAUUUAUGCUUGAGCUUCUGAAAAAUAUUUCCACACUGGGAAAUUCCAGAAUCUUUAACACAUUGGAAUUAUUUAGAAAUAUCUAGAUACAAUCUGUGUCAGACUCUAAUCUCUGAAUUAACUGGUCUGACAUUCUGACUGUAGUAGUGCAUUGAAAUUGAAGUGGGAAGUUGCACAGUAAAUCCCAACUCUUCAAAAAUGCACACUCCAUUCUGUCUUGUAGUAUUCCUUUAUCUAGCAGUUAGCUGCAACUUCUGCUUUUCAACUUUUUGCAGCUAAGAAAAAUUGACAUUUUAAUGAUUGGACUCCUAAUCAUUGGACUUUCAAUUCGUUAAGAUACAUAGGAGUGUAUGCUCUCACACUCUACUGAGGAUUUUUAGGGUUUAAAUCCACUGUCUAUUCAGUCUUUUUUAAUUUUUCUCUUUGACAUGAAUAAAGAAGUUUGGAAUCAUCAGGACUUUUAAAUGUAUGUUUAUAUAAUGCCCUUUUCCCUUUUUUUGUGGUUAGUAUAUCUGUGUUAUUAGUAGUCUAAAAUUGUUAAAAGUCUCUAGCACUUGUUUCAUUGAAUCAUCCUAGAGUUAAAACAUUUACCUGGAAGGCAGUAAUAAAGGAAAUCUGGGGAAAAAGUAUUGGUAGAUAAAUAUUAAAUGUUUGAUUAAAACAAUACCUGAUUAUUCCCAAGAGUGUCAAUGAAGAAAUCACUGAACUAAUAUUUUUUACAUGAAAAAUGACUGUUUAAACUUUUUUUUACUAACUCAGAAGUUAAAGGAAAACUUGAUGUUAAGACAGCACCACCCUAUCUUGCAAAAACAAAACAACCUGGUCCUAUUUCUUAAUGCACUUUGGCUAGAUAGUGAAUCUGUAUAAUUCAGACCAAAAAAAAGAGAGAAGAAACCACAUGGUUAUGCAGACCAACUUUAAAUUGUUAGGGGAAUACCAUUUUCCAGUCUUUUAGUUAAAAAUAACCAACUUUGUUAUCUUUUUUUUUCUUUUAAUAGCAUUAUUUAGGAUUCUAGCACUAACUUUCAGGUUAACGGGUCUAAAAAGGAUGUAUCCAACAUUUAAGUUUUGACUUCAAGUUUACUGCAUUUUUCUAUGCAGUAACAUACCUUCCAAAAGAGAAUUCUAAAGUAAUCUGGUAAUUAUGCAAAAAGUUUAAAUGUGCACAUUGUAUGAGCAGAUGGCUACAUAUAUAGCAAGUUCAUCUAAUAUGAUUAAAAGAAGGGACCUAAUACACUUCUUUGGCUACUUAUAUAAGGUAUCUCAAAAGACUUUGUACAGUUAUUUGUGUUACUGUUAUUGGAAUGCAGUGGGAAUAGUGUAGCUACUCUUCAGAAUACUUGAAGCCCAUUGAAAUGAAAAUAUCCGGAACUGAUUUUAUCCUCUAGCACAAAACAGGGUGAAAUCUACAUAGCCUGCUCUUAUGAGAAAUCAUUGUUUUGUCAUUUAUUUAAUAUUACUUUAGUUUUUGUCUAUUUUAGAAAUAAUUUUAUGAUGUUAAAUAUGGCUGUUUACAUAUAUACAGUAGAAUACAGAACCAUGUGGAAGGUCGAAUAGUCUGUGCCUCAAGAGGAGAAAAUACUGGUUUUUUGUUUCUUGUGGGUCUGUCUAGAUUGGCCAUAGAAAAUUAAACUAGCCAAAUCUUUCAUUUAUAUCCAGUUCUGCUACAUGCAUGUAGAAUCAGUCUCAUUCCAAAUAAUAUGACUUAGGGAACCAUGAUCAUACCAAAGUUGCUCACCCCAAAAAUGUCAUAUUAAUCAGUAAGUAUUUAUACCAUAUUUUUCCUUUAUUAGCUAUUGUUAAUGUCCAGGAAUUAUAUUGUUUGUGGUGCUUGUGUUGAUCAUUUUCACUGUAAAAUUCACUGUUACAAAAUGAAUUUCCUGUUAUUUCCGCUAAUAUUGUGCUAAAGUAUUUUCAAUAAAAUUGUGUUGCAAAUUGCUCCUUUUUAUAA